This is a messenger RNA of Cladocopium goreaui, 1725 nucleotides long. The record is from the annotation of a GenBank genome assembly. NCBI's taxonomy places the organism in Eukaryota, Dinophyceae, Suessiales, Symbiodiniaceae.
AUGGCAUCCAUGACGGGACGUUGCCAUGCCGGCCAUGCCGCUUGUCAGCUGCUGCUUUUGUUGCUGGUGCCCUUCGGCACCGAUGCGUCGGAAGGAACGUUCACAGCCUCGAUCUCGAAACCCCAGGUUGGUGUCGAGACCGAAUCCACCGCUGAUUUCGUGGGCCAGGCUCACCCCAAGCGCUUCCGUGUCAGCGAGAUGCCCCAGGCGGCCGCGGAAGUCAUGGAGGGCAUCGUGGAGACCUUUCUGCAGAAGCAACAGCUGCCUGCGGAUGAGGUGAAGUGUCUUGAAGACGGAACACGGCAAAUGGCCGAAGAUGUGCUGCUGGUGGGUAGCCAUGUGGUGAUGUUUACCCAGGAGUUGACUGGAGCUCGUGAGGCCCUCCCUGAACUGGGCCAGUUUCCCACCACCACCACGCCGGACCAGGAGUGGUUGAAGGAGAAGGGUCUACUGGCGGAGCGUAGGCUGAAGGACACCAAGGGUGACAGCUCGGGACCGGAUUUUCUGAUGGACGCCUCAGCUGUGGUCAUGGAACUGGGGCUCAGCAUGCAGAAGGUUGCGGCCCUGAGUCACCAGAUUUUGCACACCUGCCUGCAGAAUGAUGGCUUGAAGGCGCUGAAGCGCGCGGCGGAGCACGCCGUCAACGUGACCUACGUGACGCAGCGCGUCUUCCUGAACGGUGCGGACGUGUGUUCCGAGCUGGCGGAGGGCGUUGAGAAGUGGAACGGAGAUGACAGGGAAGGUUUUGGCCGCGCCAUGGGGACGGUCCUGCGAAAGCUGGUGCUGUCCCAUGCCAACAGUGCAGACAUCCAGGCUUUACCCAACGCCAGCAUUUUAGUCAACAUCACAGACACUUUCCUGGAGAGCUUCUUCGGGCCGGGCAUGGCGUUGCACGUGCGCGAGUUCGGCGCCAACAUCACGGACGUCGUGGACGACUUCCGCAUCAACCUGCACCGAUGCUUUGGUGAAAAUGCGGACCUCGUGAAAAAGAUGUGGGCCUCGACCAUGGAAGUCUUCCGUGCCCAAGCGCAGAAAAGUCUCGACAAGAAAGUGGGUGCCUCGGAGAAGAAGGAGGACGACGAUCUGCGAAAGACACUGACCUAUGACAUGAUGCAGAUUCCCCUGGCGUUGUCCAAGUGCGAUUUGGACGAGGAGCGGCAGACCAUGAUGAAGGAUGCCUUCCUAGGCCUCAGCGAUGGCUCCUUGAGUCUUAGCAUCCACACGCCCGGACAGGUUUCCAGCUACUCGGUGGAGGAUCACCUGGCCAGGACGGUGGAGUGCUGGAGGAACAUCCAGCAGGACGGCGGCCUUUCCUUCGGCCAUGCGCUGGGAAAACUCUGCCAGGAUUUAGCCUCGGUGGCCUUCCCACAGAAAUACCUGGUGGAUGAUCUGGGCCGGCUGCGGUUGCGAAGCACGGUGGAGUCGUUGAAUGCAGUGAUUCCCUUGGGUCUUGCCUUCAAAGGUCUUCGGGAGGUCUUCACCUGCAUCUGUUGUGGCAGCCUGGCCUUCGUCUCCUUGCGGCGCUACUGCUUGGGACGGACGGCUUCACCUCGGCAGGAGGCUGUGAGUCACGGUAGGAAGUCAGGUCAGGGUAGAACGGUAGGAAAAACCCUCCCAAUUUCACCAGAAAUAGAUGGUAUAAAGAAUUCCCACAUGGGUGGUUUAUGGAUGUUUAUGGUUUACUAUGGUUUACCCCCAGAUUUUUUGGGUUCCAUAGGAACAUGA